Molecule: messenger RNA, 1204 nt
Organism: Empidonax traillii (willow flycatcher)
Lineage: Eukaryota; Metazoa; Chordata; Aves; Passeriformes; Tyrannidae
Gene: RNF121
Product: ring finger protein 121
Exons: 9
Coding region: 42-1019 (325 amino acids)
Cellular component (GO): Golgi membrane; endoplasmic reticulum membrane
Molecular function (GO): ubiquitin protein ligase activity; metal ion binding
Source: RefSeq, a predicted model, not a curated record
UAGGCGGCGGAAAGAGCUGGCCGCUGGGGGGGCGGGGCAAGAUGGCGGCGGUGCUGGAGGUAGAGGUUGGCGGCCCCGUCGAGCGCGAUGUGGAGGAGGUUGACCUCUCGCACUUGUCCCCAGAGGAGAGAUGGAGGGUGGAGCAUGCACGGAUGCACGCCAAGCACCGCGGGCACGAGGCAAUGCAUGCCGAAAUGGUCCUCAUCCUUAUCGCCACACUGGUGGUGGCACAGCUCCUCUUGGUUCAGUGGAAGCAGCGGCACCCUCGCUCCUACAAUAUGGUGACCCUCUUCCAGAUGUGGGUAGUGCCUCUGUAUUUCACGAUCAAGCUGUACUGGUGGCGGUUCCUGGUGAUCUGGGUGCUCUUCUCAGCAGUCACAGCUUUUGUCACCUUCAGGGCAACUCGAAAGCCUCUGGUACAGACAACACCCAGGCUGGUUUAUAAAUGGUUUCUGCUAAUAUACAAGAUCAGCUAUGCAACUGGUAUUGUGGGGUACAUGGCUGUCAUGUUUACACUCUUUGGUCUUAACUUAUUAUUCAGAAUCAAACCAGAAGAUGCAAUGGACUUUGGCAUCUCCCUCCUCUUCUAUGGUCUUUACUACGGAGUGCUGGAGCGGGACUUUGCUGAGAUGUGUGCAGAUUACAUGGCCUCAACCAUUGGGUUCUACAGCGCCUCGGGAAUGCCCACCAAGCACCUCUCCGACAGCGUCUGCGCUGUCUGUGGCCAGCAGAUCUUUGUGGACGUCAACGAGGAGGGGAUCAUUGAGAACACUUACCGCCUCUCCUGCAACCACGUGUUUCAUGAGUUCUGCAUCCGUGGCUGGUGCAUUGUUGGGAAGAAGCAGACGUGUCCGUACUGCAAAGAGAAGGUGGAUCUCAAGAGGAUGUUCAGUAAUCCCUGGGAGAGGCCUCACGUAAUGUAUGGGCAGCUGCUGGACUGGCUGCGCUACCUGGUGGCCUGGCAGCCAGUGAUCAUUGGACUGGUCCAGGGAAUCAACUACAUCCUGGGGCUGGAGUAAGCGCAGGCGGUGGGGAGCCGCAGAACCAUGAGAGGACACGUACCUAGGGCUGGGGACAGUUGCCACCGGAGAUGCUGGCUUUGCUCCAUCACCUCUCAGGACCUCGGCCACCCCUGAGGACAGCGGCAUUAGGGCCCCUCCUGCCAGGGCUGAGGGAGGAUUUUUUUAAAAAGCAAUUAUUUUAA